Messenger RNA from Caenorhabditis auriculariae, 3594 nucleotides. Lineage: Eukaryota; Metazoa; Nematoda; Chromadorea; Rhabditida; Rhabditidae. The record is from the annotation of a GenBank genome assembly.
AUGCUCUCCUCGUGGUGGGAGGAGCCUUCCAUCGGUUGCCUAGCCGUUUUGAUGCAAAGAAUGUACAGAAAGUUCGGCGACGUCGAGUUUCGAAGCUAUGAGAGCGCCUUGGCGGUUGGUUUCGGUCUUGAAAAUCUGGAAAAUCAAUGAAAUAUAACCUGUGUGCCACGUCUUGUAAUUUCACGGAACGACAUUCCGCUGUUCCGCUGCGUGCGGUCGCGAAGCGUCUUUCGAAUCUUGGUCACGCUUUCAAUGGAUUGUUAUUGCUGUGGGAGCACAUGAAAGUAGAGUACCUUAAUAAAAGAAAAAAAAAAUUAAAAGCGCGACCAAGGUUCGCAAAGGCGCGCAGCGGCACAGCGGAAUGUCGUUCCGUGAAAUUACAUAGGCUAUACCGUCCCUUAUUACCGGCAUUUCCAGUGCGAAUCGGUCGUUAUUGGCGACUAUUUGAAAAUUAUCGCAUUUUUCCAUUUUCUCUUUUUUUUUCUUUUUGGCGCCAAUCCAAAAAUUAUCACGACUCUGAAUUUUUCUUGUGUUGAAGGUAAGUUUCUUCGUAGUUUUCACCAAAAAAAAAUAUCCAAGGGCGAUAAUUUUUGAAUCGCCGCUAAAACGCAACGCGACCGCUCCGCACACGAGUUUCGAAAGAUUCCCUCCAUUUUAAAAAAAUCCAUUUCAUACCCAUUGUGAAGUCGGAAAUUUUUUGAAUUCUCAAUAACAUAGGUAAAGUCGGAAGGUCCCUCCGAGGGUCCAUGGAGGCUACUGGAAGACUCCAUAAAAAUUCUCCAUAAGUAUUGAAGGCCCCCUUUUUGCUGUCUUUUUGCGCCAUUUUCUCGGCCCUUAUGCACCAUUUUUGCUGCCUCUCCCAUUUUUCAUCAUUUCUUGAGCCUUUAAAAUCCCAGAAAUAUGGUAGCCUUAAUAAAAGGACUCUUUUUCGCUGCCUUUCUGCGGCUUUUUUGAGCCUCUCCUUUUUAGCGGCCAUCAUCCAUCAUUCCGACUUCGCCCGAGUAUUCAGAAAAUUAUUAUCCAAGUAAGAAAAUUAUUGGGGUCCUCCUUCUGUAUAAAAUGUCUUCAAAGGCCUUUUUUUCGUUUUUUCUUACUUCAUAAAAUUCAAAUUUUUGAUUUUCUUUCUUCUAAUAUUCAACUCGAAAAUUCUUUCCAGGACGCCGCCCCAAGGGAGUGGAAUUGUGUGGCCAAUGGUCGAAUCAUGUGGCACCUUUUCGGAGUUUCGAAUUCCUACCUCUGGGAGACGAAUUUGAUGACUCCUACCAACACAAAAGCGCCUUUUAUGGUGAGCUAUAAUUGGAAAAAUAGUUAGCAAAUUUUAUCAGCCUACGAACUUUAAAACGUUAAAUUUAAGUGAAAGUCAAAAAUCUAGAAAAAUCAUAUUUAAUUGGAACUUGAGUGCUCUGAAGUACGAAAAAAACUUAUUAUUUUUACUCUGUAUUACUUUAGUGGCCACUUAAGAGGCUCUUCAAGGACCACUUGGCGAGGAUACUAAAGUGGCCACUAGAUCUUGCUUCUUAGUACCACUGGGACUCCUAAAGAAGUCACUAUAUUUUAGGCCCUUAAGUGACCCCUAAUCCUACUACUAUAGUGACCACUAAAACGUCAAAGCCCUUAAGUGGCCACUCGAAAUUUUUCCAGUAAGUUCGCGACUUGAAACUGCUCUUUUCUCUGCGCCCUCCUCGUCUCUUGGCGGCUCUCUCAUUUUGACGUGCUAUUUUCACGUUUCUCUGACCUUGCCGGCGAGGGAACAGAGAGACGCAGACACUCGAAAAGUUUCAAGUCACCGUUUGUUUAGAUUUUGAAUGUAGAGAUGCCGCUUAAGCUCCGCCACUCACACAGCGAUAAACCAAUCAGAGAGCGUUUUCGGAUGACGUCACUUGAAAUUCAGAAUCUAAGUAGACCCUGAAAAAUUUUAAUUUUUCCCCCUGCGCCUUUAAAUUUUUUUCACAAGAAGAAGAAAGACUUCCUAUUUUACCAGUGUCGUCCUGCGAAACCGGUUCUUGCGGUGAGAUGCUUCAAUAUCGACGACAUCGCCAGGAAUGCCUACCUUUUGCUGUACCCGAACAAAGAAAGACUUCUCAAGGACUUCGUCCUGGUGAGCUUUUCCUCUUCUCUAGGUCUUUUAAAGGAGCAUGGGCGCACUCCAAAAAGGUCUCGAGGUGAAGAGCCGUUUCCGGUGUUUUUUAGGCCUCUGUGCCUUUAAAGAUCCCAGUGAAAGCCAGAGUGAUCCCUAGAGGGGCGACCUUGAAGGUUCCCCUUUAGGGACAUUUUUCGCUUAUUGAUUUUCUAGGUCUCGCAACGAUUUUGCGCCUGUAAACAUGUCUAAGGGACCCCUAGAGGGGAACCAUAGAAGCCCUUGUAGUUUUCCCUCAAGGGGGCACUUGGGCUGUCAAAAGCGGCCACUUCAGGGAGCGUGCUAAUGGUCCCCUAUAUGACAUUCAAACUUUCAAAUCAGUAAAAAAAAAAUGAAAAAGAAUCCCUAUAGGGGCCACUUAGCUUUAGAGGCUUGGGGGCAGAUCUUAUACUCCUCUACGUCGACCCCUAAAUUUUAGCCCUAUAGGGGCUACUUUUCCCCUAACCGCUCGAGGGACUACUUCGGCGUUUGUUUCAUACUUGAGAUUUCAGGAAUAUCAACAAAAGGUGAAGGAAACCUGGACGAUGCAUCACACGAGAAUUAUUUACGAAUAUGCGAGGGGCAAAGAUUGUGUAAAUUAUUAUUUUUUUUAUUAUUUUUUUAAAUUUAGUUUAAAUCGGAUAAAAGGAUUUUUUUGAUUUUUGAAAAAAAGUGAAAAAAAUGAAAAAGUGUCCAUGGAGCGCAUAUUCGUCACGGAAAUGCUCUGGGCCAAAUCUUAUAUUUUUUUAAUUUUCAAUAAUGUUUUUUUAGGGUUCUAGUUCGUAAAAUCAUUAGCAUCGAUGUUUCAUAAUUUAAAUUUUACGUAUUUCUCUUGAUUUUUUUUGGAACUCGAUUCAAGUGAAAAAAAGUUUAAAAACCGUUUUCGAGCGAAAAAAAUUACCUAGGCUUCGUUUUUGAAAUAAUAAAAAAAUUCUUUUUUUAUUUCUAGUUCCAGGUUUUUCGACCUGUGGGACGGUGUGAUCAGAUUGGCGAGAAUGGAUUUCUUGGUCCAUUACAUCCCGAAAUCUUUCAAAUAAAUCCAAAAACCAAUUCUUUCUUAAGCAUAAUUCGAUCUCUAUAUGUAUCUUUUUAUUUAUUUUCGUAUUCGUUAGCAUUUUCCAAAAAAUGGUAUUUUCUCAUAACUGGUUGAAAUUUCCAAUCAAAAUGGUUUAGCUUUAUCAGUUUUUACUCAAUUUUCAUACACGGUACUUUUCUCAGCCUUAAUUCGCCUUAUUGUCACUAACUAUCACUUACCUUGAUACUUUUCCAUGUGCUAUUUCUCUCUUGAAGCAUUUUUAUUCAUUUUUGGCAAUAAAACCUUUUUUCGGAGGAAAGACGUUUCCCAAUCAAUUAUAUCAAAUACAAUAAAGGGAUUCUGCAAAAAAAAAAAUCCAAGUGAAUGUCGCAAUUCAAACAGGGUUACUGUAGCCACCAAGUCCGCAAUGACGGUAACGUUGCGGCCGAUGCGCAUCGAUUGA